GGAUGCAAAGAUGGCGGAAGAAGAGAAGCAGUGUGAAGAAUUUGAACAAAUAGACUUUUUAAGAGACAGACAUGUGCGAUUCUUCCAGAGAACGCUACAGAUUUUACCCGAGAGAUACUCCUCAUUAGAAACCACCAGGUUGACUAUAGUGUUCUUCGCUCUGUCCGGGCUGGAUGUUCUGGACGCUCUGGACGUGAUCGAUAAAAAAUCAAUGAUUGAAUGGAUUUACUCACACCAGGUUUUGCCUACAGAAGAUCAGUCUAACCUAAGUCAAUGUGGUUUUCGAGGGUCUUCACACAUUGGGUUACCGUACAGCACAAAGGGUCCAGGAGUGCCUCAUCCAUACGACAGUGGACACGUGGCCAUGACGUACACAGGUCUCUGUUCACUCUUGAUUUUAGGAGAUGAUCUGAGUCGAGUGAACAAACAAGCGAUUUUAGCCGGACUCAGAGUUCUACAGCUGGAGGACGGCAGUUUUUACGCAGUGCCUGAGGGAAGCGAAAAUGACAUUCGCUUCAUUUACUGUGCGGCCAGUAUUUGCUACAUGCUCGACGACUGGUCUGGGAUGGACAUUCAGAAAGCCAUCGAGUACAUUAGGAGCAGUUUGUCUUACGACAGCGGUUUUGGCCAAGGAGCAGGCCGCGAGUCUCACGGUGGGUGGACGUACUGCUCCAUCGCCUCCCUGUGCCUGAUGGGGCGUCUGGAGGAGGCUCUCAGUCAUAAGGAGCUGGACCGGAUCCGGCGCUGGUGCAUCAUGAGGCAGCAGACCGGUUUCCACGGGCGACCAAACAAACCCGUGGACACCUGCUACUCCUUCUGGGUCGGAGCCACGCUGGAGCUCUUGGACGUGUUCCAGUUCACUCACUUUGAGAAGAAUCGCAGUUUCAUCCUCUCCACUCAGGACCGGCUGGUGGGAGGAUUCGCCAAAUGGCCCGACAGUCAUCCAGACCCUCUCCACGCGUACCUGGGCAUCUGUGGCCUGGCCCUGAUCGGAGAGCCGAGUCUGAGGAAGGUCCACCCGGCUCUGAACAUCACUCAGAGGGCCUUCGAGCACCUGCAGCAGCUGCAGAGGACGUGGAGAGACCAGUGUAACGGACAGCACUGACAGCUCACACACAAGGGCCUGCAGACAGCUGAGGACACACGAGGACCUGCUUUAGACGCUUCGCUGGAGGUGUGCACUGCAAAAACAUCUACGGGAGUUAAAAUGACUUCAAUUCAACGUAUUAAUCUUGAUUUGAUAUUAUUUAUUUACUUAAUUUGAUGUAGAUCAUGCUACAGGGGAUUUUAAGGAAUUUUCUGUUUGAGUAUUUAGCUCCAGAUUAAUUAAAAUGCCAACUGGUGACUUUCAUGUGCUGAAGAUGUCAUAAUCGCACCAAGAUCCAGUUUUCGCUGUGGCCUAUUAUGAAUAAUUAUCAGCACACAUUUUAGUCAUUUCUCUGCCUUCCUUCUAGGCCUGUCACAGUAAAACAGAGUAAGACAAAAUGCAGACACGAGUCCAAAAAGUUCUAACAUAGCCUGAAAAAAUAGAAAAUGAGAUUAAACAAAACAUCUUUAGGAGCCUGUAAUUAAUACGAGCAAUUCAUGGUUCUGUUUAGGUGUUUGAUUUUCAACAAUAAUGUGAGUGAUUUGUGAAUUUUAUAUGUGACUUGUGUUUAAUAGCACUUAUUAGCUCCCCUAUUGUAGUUCCAACUAAGUCAGAUAUUUCUGGUUAGAUUGUGUUAAAAUAAAGCUCAGAUUGAGUAAGAGAACUUCAGCCAGAGCAGAGUUGCAAAGUUUUAACUCAACAAUAAGUUGACGUAGUAAUUAUGACGACAGGCCUACUUCUUUUGGGAUUUUAAAAUAUUGCGUUGCCUUAUGAAACCCAGCAAUUGGGGAGAAAAUUGCUCUUAUUUAAAGCUAAAUCUUGAAAACAUAACUGCAGUUCUUAUAAUAAUUUACUCUUCUUCUCAAAACAAGAUUAACAUUGAAAAUACAAGUCAUUUUACCCCAUGUAGGUUGUGUUUUUUACAGUGUGUGUGAAGACCACCUCCUCACGGGCGGUAUCAGGAAGUCUCCAGUUGCACUUUAGUGACUGAGGAGAACGCGUUAGGCUUCGGCUAAAAGCAACUCUGGGUUAAGCAAUAUGAUAAGAAAAUAUGAACAUGUUUCGCUGCCUUGUCGAGAAAAUCGUCACUUUUCAAAAUUAUACCAUGUGCCACAAACAAAAUUAAGUUGUGGGAUUUCGCCAGGCUUAAUUUUGCAACAUUUUUUCAUUUGAAGCCGCUUUUAAAACAACAAUUAUACGCAACGCUGUCAACUGCACUGCAAAAAAGGAAUGUCUUUGUAAAAUUAAGAGGGAGUUUUAUGCAUUUUGCACUUGAGUGCCUUGAAGGAGGCAAAGUGCGAUAUAAAAAUGUGACUUUUGACCAUUUCUGUUUUAGCUUUCUACCAUGUUUACGUUGUUUCCUCAUCAAAAACAUGCCUGAAGAGGUUUUAUGUCAUCCUGCAUGUUUGAGCAAUUUAGUGAUCUCUCCCAACCCUCCUUACGAUUAGGCAUAAGACUCUGUCCAAUGCUCCAACCACAAACCUUCAUCCCCACAACAGUUCUCCACAGAGUCCUGCACAGGUCCAUUUUUGGAGACUUGUACCCGCCCGCACCCGUCAGACUAUGAAUUGAAAAGUUACUACUUUAAGAAUCACAAUCACGAAAUGAAAUGAAACGGUUAUGCUUUCUUCAGUACGAAUAUGAAUUCACAGACGCGACUUGACUGUCGUCACUUCACAGGCUUUAUUCACUGAGCAGAAGAAACACUGAUCGAGAUGCCGGACUUUUGCGACGCACACGCCACGGACCGAACCAGGACUGAACAAGGACUAAAACAGAACUAAAACAAGACGAAAAUAGGACUAAACCAGAAGUGAGCCAGGACUCACUGUUGGGACAGGCUCAGAGGUGCGCCCAUGUAGACUGUUGGGUGACCGCAAGGGAAAGGACCAGCGCAGAGCUCCGCGCCUCAUGAGGUAAGAGCAACCGUCACCCAAUCGCGUUUUGCAGACACCCUGCUCCAAAGGCUCGGGGUUCUCUCUCGCAUAAAUCCAAGAUUAGUCCUGGUUUAGACCUGGAUUAGACCUGGUGUAGUCUUGGUUUAGUCUUGACCCGUCUGUGCAUAAUUGCUACCCGCCCGCGAAAUUCCUUAGCGUUAAAACCCACCCGUUUCAGCAACUAUUUACCCGACCCAGUGCAGGACUCUGAUUCUCCAUAAAUAUACAAAAGCAACAUAAAAAACUGUACACAACAACUUGACAAACCUGAUUUGAUUUGUAGUAGUCUCAUUAGCUGAACACACUCUGAUUGUUCUCUGAAGAGGGGAGUGACUUAGCACGGGGAGCAAAGAGAGGGGAGACUUAUAAACUUAUAAAACUUGUUGAUGUUUCUUUUUUGCAGUGCUGAUUUAGGAUUAACAUUGGACUCUCCCUUAUAUAACAGAACCCUACGGUGGGCUUUGCAGACAUCAAACUCGAUACACUGUUACUGUUUCUUUUACCAGAGGCUUUUUACUGUUCGUAUUUCUGAAAAAUACUCAACCAUUGCUGAAAAAUAAGCCUGUAUUUUGCAAAAUGUAAAUAAACAAUAUCUAUUUUGACUUGUUUCUAAA
Messenger RNA from Boleophthalmus pectinirostris (great blue-spotted mudskipper), 3638 nucleotides. RefSeq names its product protein geranylgeranyltransferase type I, beta subunit (gene pggt1b). Gene Ontology annotation, molecular function: CAAX-protein geranylgeranyltransferase activity. The transcript is spliced from 9 exons. Gene Ontology annotation, biological process: protein geranylgeranylation. Gene Ontology annotation, cellular component: CAAX-protein geranylgeranyltransferase complex. The record is from RefSeq and is a predicted model, not a curated record. Lineage: Eukaryota; Metazoa; Chordata; Actinopteri; Gobiiformes; Gobiidae. Bases 11 to 1105 code for a protein of 364 amino acids.